This is a messenger RNA of Pseudoliparis swirei, 3070 nucleotides long. RefSeq names its product neural precursor cell expressed, developmentally down-regulated 9 (gene nedd9). NCBI's taxonomy places the organism in Eukaryota, Metazoa, Chordata, Actinopteri, Perciformes, Liparidae. The record is from RefSeq and is a predicted model, not a curated record. The transcript is spliced from 7 exons. Gene Ontology annotation, cellular component: cytoplasm; plasma membrane. Gene Ontology annotation, molecular function: protein binding. The coding region runs from base 237 to 2642 and encodes 801 amino acids. Gene Ontology annotation, biological process: cell surface receptor protein tyrosine kinase signaling pathway; cell migration.
GAUGUAAAUGAGCUGCUCUGACCCUUCAGUGUAGUGAGGAGCGAUCUGCGCGAGACGAGUCGAGAGCGGCGGAGCGGAUUCCGACAGAUUCCUACGCGCGUGCUUCUCCGUCCACGAAGCUCCGGAUGGCUUAUUAACCGCGCGCGACAAGCCGUUAGUCAGAUGCGCGCGCUCUUAACGCCAUAAAGCGGAUAUUCCUACUCACUUUGCCCGGAGUCACAGAGAAGAGCGACAACAUGAAAUACAAAAACCUGAUGGCCAAAGCGCUGUACGACAACAUGCCGGAGUCCCCCGAGGAGCUGGCCUUCCGCAAAGGGGACAUCCUCACCGUCAUCGAGCAGAACACGGGCGGCCUGGAGGGCUGGUGGCUGUGCUCGCUGCACGGCCGCCAGGGCAUCGCCCCCGGCAACCGCCUCAAGCUGCUGAUCGGGCCCAUGUUCGAGGCCCAGUCGCCGGCCGCCGCCGGCUCGGGGGGGGCUCAGGGCAUCUACCAGGUGCCGCCGGCCCCCCAGAGUCCCCAGCAGCAGAGUCCACAGAGCGUCUACCAGGAGCCGCCGGGGCAAGACGUCUACCAGGUGCCGCCGCGGAGCGCUCUGGCUGCGGAUAACGCCCCGAGCAAGGUGGUGACCCCGACUAGAGUGGGACAGUCCUACACCUUCAGCCCCGGCCAGCACAACCAGCAGGACCUCUAUGACGUCCCGCCCAGCAGGGCCCAGGGGGUGUACGACGUUCCUCCCGGCCAGAUGUUUCCCGGCGGCAGGAACCAGGGCGUCUACGACGUGCCUCCGCCUCAGAUGGACCCCCGGACGCAGGGCGUGUACGACGUCCCCCCCUCCUCUCCAGGGGUGUACUCGGUGCCGCCCUGCAGGACCGGCCCCGCCCUCCAGGAGGGGAACUACGACUUCCCUCAGCCCCUCAAGCACAAGCAGGAGGGCGUCUACGACGUGCCGCCGGCCGCCCUCGCCAAACCCGCCGCCGCCGCCGCCGGCCCCCCGUCGCACUACGACUCCCCCCCGACGGCGGAGCCGCCCGCCCACCACGCCAACGAGGGUGUCUACGACGUGCCUCCGCCCGCCCUCCGCUCGGGGGCGGGGUCACCGAGCGACGUGUACGACGUCCCGCGGGGCGCGCAGCCCGCGCCGCGCCGCGCCGACAGGGACGGCAGCAGAGGCGUCUACGACGUCCCCGCCGCCAUCGCUCAGGACUCUCGCGCCGCCGCCGCUCAGGACGUGGCGGACGGCGUGAACCGCCUCUCCUUCUCCAGCACGGGCAGCACGCGCAGCAGCAUGUCCACCUCCUCGUCCUCCGCGGGCUCCGCCUCCGAGGGCCGCCUCGCCCUGGACGCGGACGCGGCGACGCAGCGGCUGCGCCGCCUGCAGCACGCCGUGGAGGCGUCGGUCGCCGCCUUGCACGCCACGGUGGCGUCCCCCCACUGGAGGACCGUCCCCUUCAUGGAGCGCCACGCCGACGACGUGCGCGCGGCGCUGGACCGGGUCCGCGCCGCCCUCGGGGACUUCGUGGCGUUCGGCCGAGGGGCGGCGGCCAACGCCGCGGCGCUGUCGGACUCCGGCCCGCACGCCAAGCUGCGGCGCCAGCUGGCGCGCCUGGAGGACUCGCAGCUGAUCCUCCUGCAGGCGUUCCAGGCGCUGGACGCCGGCGGCUGGGCGGCGAGCGCGGCGGCGUCCGGCGCCAAGCAUCACAACAAGAGCGACGAGCUGGACCGCUUCGUCAUGGUGACCCGGACGCUGCCCGACGACGCCAAGCAGCUCGCCUCCACGAUAGGAGGCGCCGCCGAGCUGCUGUUCCGGCGGACGCACGCCGACGGCUCCUCCUCCGGGGGCGGCGGCACGCCGGAGGAGAGCGGCGGCGGCGUGCGUCCGCUCGGCUCGCCCGAAAACGACAACUACGGCGGGCCGAGCAAGACGCUCCCCGCCGCGCCGGAGAAACAGAACAUGAACAACAGCGAGAAGUGUGUGAAGAGCUGGAUGGAGGACUACGACUACGUGCACCUGCAGGGUAAAGAAGACUUUGAGCGUCAGCAGAAGGAGCUGCUGGACAAAGAGAACAUCAUCAAGCAGAGUCAAGUCCAGCUGGGCCAGGAGCAGCUCAACCAGUUCAAGCAGCUGGAGCAGGAGGUGAUCCGGCCGGUGGAGAACGACGUGACCCAGUGGAUCUCUCACCAGCGCGGCGGCUCGGCGGGCUCCGCCGCCCCGCCCCCCCCCUCCUCCGGCCGCGUGUGCGCCCGCGACCGCCAGCUGCUGGGCUUCUACUCGGAGCAGUGCGGCCAGCACUUCUCCACGCUGCUCGGCGCCGUGGACGCCUUCUUCGGCUGCGUGGGCGCCGGGCAGCCGCCGCGCAUCUUCGUGGCGCACGGCAAGUUCGUCAUCCUCAGCGCCCACAAGCUGGUGUUCAUCGGGGACACGCUGUCCCGCCAGGCCUCGGCGCCCGAGGUGGCCAACCGCGUGAUGAACUCCAGCAACGUGCUGUGCGACCUGCUGAAGACGGUGGUGGCCGCCACCAAGACCGCCGCCCUCAACUACCCCAACACGGCCGCCGUCCAGGAGAUGGUGGACCGGGUCACCGAGCUGUCGCACCACGCGCAGCACUUCAAAGAGCAGCUGCUGCUGCUCGCCACCCUGUGACUCCGCCCCUGAGUCUAGCACAAAUAUAUAUUUACACUUUAUAUAUAUAUCGCUCAUCUGUACGUCGUGGAUGUUGUAAAUAGUUUCCGUUCUGUAAAUAUAUGCUCUAUUUUUGUGUAGAUUGUUUUAUAUCCCGGUGUGAACGUGUGUGUGUCGGUGUGUCGGUGUGUGUGUCGGUGUGUGUGUCGGUGUGUGUCGUGUUCUCAUUCGACUUUUCUUCUUCACAACAUUCCUGUCGCGUGUCACGAAGCACCUUAUGAGACGUGUUCAUCUCCUUUGCUCCCCCCGGUGGUGUCUGACUGCGACUGCAACUCUCCUUGUAAAUCACAUUAAUGUCGAUGUACAGUGUGUUUGUGUGCGUGAGUGUGUGUGUGUGUGUGUGUGUGUGUGGAGCUCUUCUACAGAGUAAAGGAUUGUUCUUAACUACG